Pyrus x bretschneideri (Chinese white pear) is the source of this 2404-nucleotide messenger RNA. RefSeq lists its product as uncharacterized. The record is from RefSeq and is a predicted model, not a curated record. NCBI's taxonomy places the organism in Eukaryota, Viridiplantae, Streptophyta, Magnoliopsida, Rosales, Rosaceae. The transcript is spliced from 11 exons. The coding region runs from base 1 to 2202 and encodes 733 amino acids.
AUGGCCACCCAAACGUGGCAGCUCCAUGAAGAAACACAUCUCAGCCUCUGCCUCUCCUUCAACUUCUCCCUCCUCCGUCCUCCCUCCCUAUUAAAAACCAAGCAAUCUUCUGCUCUAAUUUCUCUGCAGUUCUGCAACAAUACAAUACUGUCCACAAUGAGGUUGAAGCAACUCUCCUCCAUUGCAAACGACGUUGUACAAAAAUGCGCUUUGAAACUGGAUACCCCGGUGGACAAAUUGGUGGAGGAAUUUGAAACUACAUGGAAGACGGAUGAAACGGCUAAUAGUUAUGGGAGGAAAUUCGUAGAAUUUUGCAGUGCCAAGGUUAUGCAGAAUUGUGACAUGUGCAAAACCAUUGAGGAAAAGAUUGCCAAUGGCUCUUUUAGCCGCUUCACCUUCGACAUGAUGCUCGGUUGGGAGAUGCCUACCUGUGCUGACGAGGAAUCUUUUACGGAGUGUGUGGCGAAGGAGAAAGAAGAGAAAAAAUUGCCGCAAAAAUGUCUUUCAGAACAAGAUGACAUCUCUCUGUUCUAUUCAGACCUUCUGCCACUUCUUGUUGAUAAUGAGAAAAAUGUUGGAGAAGAUGCAUUUGUUUGGAUGGGGUCGCUGGUUCCACUAGUUACAGAUGUUGUUAAUGGGAGAUUUACCUUUGAAACUUUAACGGUGCCUACGGGCAACCGGCUCCAUUUUCCUUCCUAUGACAAAUAUUUAAAGGAAAUUGAUAGAUGUAUAAAAUAUUUGGCAAAACAUGCAAAACCGAAGGGUGUGGAGCUUGCAGACGACGAAUUCAUUUUACACGUCGAGGGAACUGCUAGCACACAGCGAGUAGUGCGCCACAUUGGAGGAACAAGUUGGCCUGGUAGGCUUACACUAACGAAUUACGCACUCUAUUUCGAGGCUUCUGGAGUAUUAACAUAUGAAGACGCUCUUAAAAUAGACCUUUCGAAGGAUAUGGAGCAAACGGUGAAACCAGCUUCAACAGGGCCAUGGGGUGCUCCACUUUUUGACAAGGCUAUAAUUUACGAUUCUCCUGAAUUAUCAGAGGAGAUUGUCCUGGAGUUCCCCGAGGUAACAAGCUCUACAAGGCGUGACCUUUGGCUUGCGCUCUCAAAGGAGAUUAUGUUGAUGCAUCGUUUCCUAGCGAAGUAUAAAAUAAGCUGUCCGAUACAAGCAUGGGAGAUGCAUUCAAGGACAAUCCUAGCAAUAACAAGGCUCCAUGCAGCAAGAGAAAUGCUAAGAAUAUCACCCCCUCCACCAACAAGAUUCUUAAUUUUUUCUUUGUUCGAUGAGAUACCGAAGGGAGAUUAUGUACUGGAAGAGCUUGCAGAGAGUCUUAAGAAGAGCAAUAGCGGGCAUCCAUGUAGUGCUAGUUCCAUCCUAAGGAGCAUGAACUUGUCAGAGUCGAUGAUCAUCUCAGGUUUAGACCAAGAGAUGAAAGUUGGCAGCAGCGAAAAUGCAACCCCAACUCCAAGCGGUCAAGUCGAAAACAGUUCCUUAUUAGAAACAGCAAUUAAUCAAGCAAGAGUGGAAGAAAAGGAUAUUGCUAUUGCCAAAGCUACCACGAAGGAACGUAAAGAAGAGGGAAUCAGUGAAAGCGCUACUAUCUUUUUGGAGCUACUAAGGCCCCUUCGGAAUUCAGUGCCUUGGUUUGAAGAAGUACUCAUGUGGGAAAGACUGUCAACUACUCUCACUGUGGUUGCUGCGACUUUAAUAGUCACCUACCAGGAGUGGGUUGGCGUAGCACUAGCCGCUUUAUUCAUUUGGCUGGUUGCGAAGAUGGUUAGAGCCAGGCUGCAAAGACUUGAUAUAAAAUGCAAUGAGAUAGUCGUGUGCACCGCCUCGGACCAGAGUACAAUAGAAAGCAUAGUGUCUGCUCAACGUGGAAUGCAAACUGUGCAUGAGAUGAUGCAGAUAGCAAAUGUUUCGAUAUUGAAGUUGUGGUCCAUAUAUAUUUCGAAGGCACGCAAGCAUGCAAAUGUGGCGAUGGUGUUGUUGAGUGCGACGGCAAUAUUUUUUACGGUGGUUCCGGUGAAGUUUGUUAUAAUGGCAGCCAUAGUUUGUUGCUUCUCAUCGACAUUGGCGUCGAGACUAGGUAUGGGCAAGGGGGAGAACCAAAGCAGCAGACGACUAAGAGAAUGGUGGGAUUCAAUUCCAGUCAUUCCUGUUCGUGUUGUCGAGACUCAACAGUCCAAGGCAGACUAGCUAGAUACGGCUGCUUCCGACUGCCAACUGCCCGAAAUAGUUUACGUUGCACUUAUGAUUCCGGUUUGUCAUGGUUUCUCCGGUUUCUUUUCGAUGCUGCAGUAAAUGGAUCCAGAAGAAGGGUAGCUUGCAUGUGUGGCCAUGUGUAAAUAAAUAUCAUCGUUAAGAGCUAUAGAUUGUAAACGAGCGGUGUUACUGUCAU